CGCCCCCCCUCUCUCUCCCCACCAACAGCUCAAACAUCUCCCCGUCGUCUCCGGGCUGUCGUUCAUUCAAAUGAACGGAAGCGGCGUCGACGGGGGAGGAGGGGGGUUCGACUCCGGCGACUACACACCGCCUCUCCGCUGACGUUUUGACGCCCACGGAGCCGAGGGCUGAGCCGGCCCCGAACUACCUGUUAGCUCGGAGGUGACCGAGAACCGCCUCCGCCGCGUACCUACUGACCUACUUUGCCUAAGUUGGGAGGGGAGGGGAGGGGAGGGGAGGUGGGGGGGAAAGCGGCACGGAGAGGUUCUCGGGGAACCGCAGAACAUGAACGACACCGGGGUGACCCCGCGGGGAAACGUCCAUUGAAACGGGAGAGAGGAACGGAGAGAGAAGGGGAGAUAAGGAGAAGCGCGUGCUGAAGAGCGCGAGGCGUGCGCGCGCGGGGAGACGGAGGAGGUUAUGCCCGCGUCCCUGCACCUGGACCCGGGGCUGCUGCCGCUGCUGCUGGCCUGCUGGCUCACCCCGAGGAUGGUCGGGGGAACGGUGCCGGCAGCCCCGGUCAACGUGUCGGUCACCCAGCUGAGGGCGCACUCGGCCAUGGUGACCUGGAACGUCCCCCAGGGCGAUACCGUCAUCGGCUACGCCAUCUCGCAACAGAGGCAGGACGGACUGAUGCAGCGCUCCAUCCGGGAGGUCAACACGUCCAGCCACUGGUGCGUGCUGUGGGAUCUGGACGAGGACACGCACUACAGCGUCCAGGUGCAGUCCGUGGGGCCGCACGGCGACAGCCAGCCUAGCCGCGCCGUCCACUUCCGGACGCUGGAGCGGACCGACCAUUAUCCUGUGGGGGUCCUAGACCACCAUGAGCCGGCGAUGGAGGGCCUGGGCAUGACUCCCCACCUGCAGACGGGCGAGCUGCUCAUCAUCACCACCGUGCUGCUGCUGUGGGCAGGUCAGUCGGCCAGCGCGUCAGUGGUCAAGCCCCAGAGCGCCGAGCUCCCUCUAACGUCUGCUCUCUGCUCCCCCCCAACAGCCGUCAUCGCCCUCUUCUGCCGGCAGUACGACAUCAUCAAAGACAACGACUCCAACGGGGCCAAGGAGAAGGCCAAGAGGCCGCUGGUGCGCGCCUCCUCCUCCUACUACAACGCCUCGGCCGGCAGCUCGCCGGCCUACCACAACGGAGCCGUGCGCAGCAGCCGGCUGCACCGAGCGUCCUCCUCCAUCAGCAUCAUCAGAGUCUGAGCUCCGGAGCCGUUUUUGAAGACUUUCUGCUCAGGUGGAGCUUCAUCUGGAUUAUCUCGACAAGUGAGGGGAAGGGUAGG
Menidia menidia (Atlantic silverside) is the source of this 1323-nucleotide messenger RNA. NCBI's taxonomy places the organism in Eukaryota, Metazoa, Chordata, Actinopteri, Atheriniformes, Atherinopsidae. The record is from the annotation of a GenBank genome assembly.